Messenger RNA from Dentiscutata erythropus, 864 nucleotides. Lineage: Eukaryota; Fungi; Glomeromycota; Glomeromycetes; Diversisporales; Gigasporaceae. The record is from the annotation of a GenBank genome assembly.
AUGGAGCUCCCCGCUUCCGUUAAAAACCUAGAGUUACCCGACGCUGUGAAAAAUAUUGAGCUUCCAAGCGUUGUAAAAAAUGUUCCAAAUGUUGUUAUGAACGUCCCUACUGUUGUGAGGAACAAUGUUCCAAACGUUGUAAAAAAUAUUCAAGUUCCUAUAAAUAUCAACGCCCAAAUGUUUUCAUCAUUCGCUACAAGUGCCUUUACAAGCGUCACGACCUUGACGAAAUCAAUUCAACAAAAGGUCGAAGAGACAACAAAAGAUAUGCAGCAACAACAUCAAGAACUUAUGAGACAAGUUAAAGAAGAAACACUUGAGCCGAAAGCUGGAACCGAGGCUGUUCCACCAUGGAUUGGACUUCCGAAUGAGGAGGAACUUAAAGAACGUAUACUAGCGUUGUCUCAGGAUAAGCGCAAUUUUACUAUUCCUCCACCCGAAAAUACUAAUUUUCAAUUUGACAUAAAUAUUUAUUCUCGGACAGCUAUGGCAACUCUUAAAGCUGAUUCUCGCUUAAAUCAAAUGCGAUUUGAGUUGGUUCCUAAAAUAAAUUAUUUUUAUCGUGUAUCUCUUAUUAAACAAACUGCACUAGGUUCAAUUGAUGGCGUGGUUUUAGAAAAUGAGGUUUUCUCAAAAAAUUCUACUGAAAUUUCAGAAUCUAUGCCUAAUAAUCUUGAAAUGAAAAAGGAGGACAAAGAAAAUCAUGAUCUAUCUAAUAAAGAGGUGAUAUUUGAUGCCACAAAGGAUGAAGAUGCCUGGAUUGAAGAUUUUGAAAGUGCAGCUGCUUUAGUGGGUUCAGAUGGUGAUGCAAUAGAGCCUGAAAAUUGGGAGGAAGAAUUAAAAAAGCAGAUAUCUUCAACGUAA